CAAGGAGUGGACUCGCACAAGACCUGACGGACCUAAUGGGAAUAUGUGAUCACCUUGCGAGACAGUCAAAGUCGUCCACACUCCACCUUGGUGCGGGUAUGCAUAAGAGCCGAGCAAGGCUGGUAGCAAAUCGUGCCCUUGUCUAUCGCAACCAUAUAUCUCCCUCUUAAACCCCUAAUGGCAUUCGCAAACCAUAAGUCGAUUCGCCCCGCGCGCCCAUCCAUGUCGCCAAGCAUUUGGCAAGUUUGGAUGACGAGGUCGCUCGUGGCCUGUAUCAUUUUCUGGCACUUUGUGAUCUGCAUUGGCGACGGCAGUGGUGGCAUCUCCUACGGCUACGGAUCUCUUGAACGUGACAAGCCUGCGGGCCCUUCUCGUGGCGAACCCUAUACUGGUGGCGAACACUAUAUUGGACGAGCUGCAGCGUGUUCGAACGGCUGCCGCUGCACGCUGCCUCCUGCAGCAGCGCCGCUGCUCUCACCCGAGCAGCAGCAGCCAGCUGCAAAGGAGCGCUCCAGACACGCUGGUGGAUAUCCGUCAGGAACUGGUCCUCCCAGGCCUGAGCAGCAGCAGCCAGCUGCAAAGGAGCGCUCCAGACAUGCUGGUGGAUAUCCGUCAGGAACUGGUCCUCCGAGGCCUCAUGAGCCUUACUUGCCGUACCCACAUCAACCGAGGCCUCAUGAUCCGUACUUGCCGUACCCACAGCGGUGAAGCUUAAGCAAAUUGAAGGAGGGUGCACUUGCCUUACAGGUGCAUAGAGUAUAGUUGUGAGGGAUGUGUAUAUGGUGAAUAAUUAAUCGAUUGCGUUCAUGUUGCGCCAUUUCUUUCUUCUUGUUUAAGCAGUUGGACGAGCUGGACGUCCGUUAGGAACGGUCCUCCGAGACCUCACGGUCCGUACUUGCCGUACCCACAGUGGUGAAGUUUAAGCAAAUUGAAGGAGGGUGCACUUGCCUUAUAGGUGCAUAGAGUAUAGUUAUGAAGGAUGUAUAUAUGGUGAAAAUUUAUACUAACCAUUAUUUUUUAA
Messenger RNA from Setaria italica (foxtail millet), 1021 nucleotides. RefSeq lists its product as uncharacterized. The transcript has 2 exons. The record is from RefSeq and is a predicted model, not a curated record. The coding region runs from base 178 to 708 and encodes 176 amino acids. Lineage: Eukaryota; Viridiplantae; Streptophyta; Magnoliopsida; Poales; Poaceae.